AUGGCCACUUCAAAUGGUAAAGGUGAAAAAGUGUCCAAGUUUGAGACCUUAAAACUUUUGGAGAAAUGCAGAAAGGAGAGAGACGAUGCCAUGCAUAGGGAGAGUGUUGUCAGAGAAAAGAUUAGACAGUAUGAGUCGAGGAUGCGUUCAACAGAGGCGUUGAGACAGAAGCUGAAGACCCUGACAAUGGACAAUAAGGAGAUGAGGAAACAAGUGAAGACUCUUCGUGCCGAGCUCGGACUUGAGUCCAGUCCCAAGUUCAAUGGGAAAACAACAAAGGAUAUCAUUAACGAGCUGCAUGAGAAGGAGCGUCAGUGCAGUUCCUUGGUUGAAAAGGCUGGAAAACUGAGCUUGACCAUUGAUGACUUGACAUCAGAGUUGGCAAACACAGUCACAUCCAAGACUCUCUUGGAAGAUCAAGUCCAGUCAUUGCAACAAAACCUCAAGGACAUGACAAACAAUCAGCGUCGUUUGCUGAAAUUAUGGGAGGACAAGAAGGCACAGAGGGAGCAGCUGGCUCUUCCUGCAAUCCCCCAGAGAGCUGGGGGAGCUGGGCAGAAACCGGUGGUCCAAAAAGCGGUUCAGACUGAGAUGUCCAUCAGCUCGUCCCAGAAGCUCCCAGUCAAUGCAUUUGAGACCAAGCCAUUACAUCGGGAUAGUGAGAAAAAGUCUGUUGUAGACAAACACAGUUUUGCAGCUUUGGGAAAUGGGACUCGUCAUCAUGACAAGAAAGUCCUCGUGCAUGAUGGGACCAGAGGACUGGAGAACUGACCUCGUGCAUGAUGAGACCAGAGGACUAGAGAACUGACCUGACCCGCCUGAAAGCCGUUGGCAGUUUGGUUCAUAACUCUGGCUUGAGAAAAGCAGAAUCACACAAA
This is a messenger RNA of Lampris incognitus (smalleye Pacific opah), 878 nucleotides long. RefSeq lists its product as uncharacterized. The record is from RefSeq and is a predicted model, not a curated record. NCBI's taxonomy places the organism in Eukaryota, Metazoa, Chordata, Actinopteri, Lampriformes, Lampridae. The coding region runs from base 1 to 771 and encodes 256 amino acids. The transcript has a single exon.